AUGAACUACACUAGCCCGACAAGUAAAAAUUCAACAGCCACGAUGCAACUCAACAUGUUCUCAGGUCCAGCAAAAUGCAUCAGCAAAAUGACAACCAAAGCCAAAGCGGCCCUGGAAGAGAAGGCAAUAGGCACAUCAAAGAAGUGGAAACCUGAAGCAGACAGAGAUCACACAAUUGCACAACUAAAGAAGGCAAAAACUCACCCAGCAGCUGGGAACACCAGCAAUCUCACAGUGGCCAACCAAGGUUCUGUGACAUCAUCAAUUGAACCCUCAAAAUCACCAUCUCCACCUGCAGUGAUGAGUUGUCAGGCUGUAGUUCGCACUGAGGAAGAGGAAGCUGCAUUAUGCACCAAUGAGGAUGACUUAGGGUCCAAAGACAGCAAGAGUGGAUCACAAAGCAGUAACAGCAAGUUGGAGAGCAAAGAAGAGACACCUGAAGACCAGCUGAAAUGGAUGAUGAAGGAUUGGAGCUCACCUGUUUAUGCAUUUUUUGAUCCCAUGCCAAAGAUUGUCACAAUUGAUGGACAUGGUGUCUUACUACUUGAGGGUCUUAUAUAA
This is a messenger RNA of Suillus subaureus, 561 nucleotides long. RefSeq lists its product as uncharacterized. The record is from RefSeq and is a predicted model, not a curated record. Bases 1 to 561 code for a protein of 186 amino acids. Lineage: Eukaryota; Fungi; Basidiomycota; Agaricomycetes; Boletales; Suillaceae. The transcript has 2 exons.